Pogonomyrmex barbatus (red harvester ant) is the source of this 1762-nucleotide messenger RNA. Its product is annotated as odorant receptor 10a-like. NCBI's taxonomy places the organism in Eukaryota, Metazoa, Arthropoda, Insecta, Hymenoptera, Formicidae. The record is from RefSeq and is a predicted model, not a curated record. Gene Ontology annotation, cellular component: plasma membrane. Gene Ontology annotation, biological process: detection of chemical stimulus involved in sensory perception of smell; sensory perception of smell. Gene Ontology annotation, molecular function: odorant binding; olfactory receptor activity.
CGUAUAUAAAUUAUAAAAAAAAUAUAAUAAAUGAGUGAAUUAUGCACCGAACACUACAUUUGCAUCAUGCAUCUUCUCGUAAUUCUCGAUACGACACAAGAAUGCUGCAUACAUUUUUUUUUUUUCUAUUCGGAAAAUAACAUCUGGCGAAUAAGUUGGGACAAAGGGAAACCUAUUAUUAACGUAUUACAAAAGAUAUAAGACUGACAUGUCGGAAGGCAGUGAAAGAAUUUUUGCAGUAUAUGCGAGAAAUAAGAAAUAAGAAUAGGAGGGAAGAUACCAUAUAAUUAUGGUACGUCUGCGACAUUUCGGACUAAUGAUCGCGCUUACGAUAUCGUAUUAGAGACAACGAGAAAGAACGUUGCGCGACUGGCGCGACUGGCGCGACUGGCGCAUAUUAAUCUUGCAAGUAAAUUGAUGAGCCGUUCAUUUAUUUUGCACGAUGAGCAUUCUCCAAUUUGACUGGGAAAGUUUACUUGGAAGCUGACACGGUACAUUUAUCGCCAGUCUACUAUCGCCGGUCUUCGAUCUAUGUCGAAGUCGAGUAAGUCAUGCAGGUGGUGCGGAAAUUAACGACGUCGACUGAUCUCGUUCAAGCGUCAAAAUUAAUUGUUUGGAACAGACGGUUCAUAGGUUUCUUGGGUUUAUGGCCGUCCAAGGUGAAUCAGCCUGUAUUUAUGUUCGUUGUUAUUUACAUGAUAAUUUAUUGUAUCAUGGGAGCGAGACAUUUGAUCAAGAACUUUAACUAUCCGGAACGCGUCGUCGCGAAUUUAACGGAUAACGUUUUAUUCGCGAUGAUACUGGGAAAAAUGUUCAUACUCAGAGGGAGCUGCGGAGUAAUGACCAAGUUUUUGAAAAGCAUCGAGAUUGAUUUCUCGACAGAAAUGUAUAAUAAUGUCCAGGAGAAAAUGGCGUAUCUAUAUUACAACGAGAUUGCAAUUAUAUUUCUCAAGUUUUCCACCUUCAUGGCAGGGUUAGCGGCUUCGCUCUAUUAUCUCAAGACAUUUAUCAAAAAUUGGAGCGCAUUUGUACACGGUAAUUUUUCGUACGAAUUACCGUAUCCAGUUCAUCCCUUUUUUGAGAUCACGGACACGACUACAUAUGUAUGCUUUUGCUUGUACCUGUCGAUAUGCAUACCGAUCAUAGUAUGCGGUUAUAGCGCACCGGAUGCCUAUGUACUCAGUUUAACUCUUCACGUUUGCGGCCAACUUGCCACUUUAUCAUGUAAGAUUAACAAUUUGUUAAAAGAUCAAAAAAAUUAUCAGCAUCAUGUCGGUAAUAUCGUAGUGAGGCAUCGCCAUCUAAUAAGAUUAGCAGACACCUUGGAAAACAAAUUCAACUUGAUAUUUCUACAACAAACCUUGGGUACUACAUUCCUGCUCUGUGUAACUUUAUAUCAUAUGCUUGCGACUUCGGAAAAUGGCGAAAACUAUAAUGUUUUAGCUUUUGUGUCAUAUAUAAUCUGUGUGAUUAGUACAAUUCUCGCAUAUUGCUACAUAGGCGAGUGUCUUAUUACUGAGAGUUCUGGAUUGCGUGACGCAUUUUAUAAUACCGAUUGGUACAAUAAUCCGCCACGAUACACAAAAUUAAUUAGCAUUUGUAUGAUACGAGCUGAAAGACCAUUGCUAAUGACCGCUGGCAAAUUCUGUGCGUUAUCAUUGAACACAUUCACGAGUAUUGUGAAAACAUCGAUGGCAUACUUAUCUGUUUUACGUAAUUUCAUGUAAAAGAAUAUUGAGAUUUUAAAUAUUUUAUUAAUUAA